AAAAAAAAAAAAAAAAUCCCCAGUUUCCAUCUUUUUUGAACCUUCUCGAUAUAAAGCUCUCUAUUCAAUUCCCAUCUCUAUCUUCUUCCUCUUCAUCUUCCUCUUCUCUCAGAUCACUGGAAGCUCUAGCUCGAUUUCUCACAAUCCGCCAUGAACUCACAAGCUUGUCUUCUUCUUCAGAAACAGCUUAAAGAUCUUUGUAAGCAUCCUGUAGAUGGAUUCUCUGCUGGUUUAGUUGAUGAGAAGAAUAUAUUCGAAUGGAGCGUAACUAUUAUUGGACCUCCUGAUACUCUCUAGUACGUUCCUUUUGAUCCAUGAGAUUUCAUCAGCUUCCAUUGAGAUUUCGCUAUAAUCUAUGUUCCGGAUUUGAUGAUUCAUGUGGAUUUGAGCUUAGAAUGGAUCGAUUUGUCGGUUUUGAAGCGAAUUGGUUAAUGCUGGAUUAGAUUGGAGUAGUGUUCUUGUGGAAUUGAAAUGAAUUGCUUUGUUUAUAUGGAGAUUUACUUAGUCUUGUCACAUUAACAAAAGGAUUAAGCAUAAGUUAUGGAACUUUGUAAAUGCAGUGAAGGAGGAUUUUUCUAUGCCAUUAUGUCAUUCCCACAAAACUAUCCUAAUAGCCCACCUACGGUGCGGUUUACUUCAGAUAUUUGGCAUCCUAACGUUUAUCCCGAUGGCCGCGUUUGUAUAUCUAUUCUACAUCCUCCUGGUGAUGAUCCAAGUGGAUAUGAGCUUGCAAGUGAGCGUUGGACGCCUGUUCACACAGUUGAGAGUAUCAUGUUGAGUAUUAUAUCAAUGCUCUCUGGUCCCAACGACGAAUCUCCAGCAAACGUUGAGGCUGCUAAAGAAUGGAGAGAGAAGAGAGAUGAGUUCAAGAAGAAAGUGAGCCGUUGUGUCAGAAAGUCUCAAGAAAUGUUUUGAUCAAAGAAACACUUUCACACUCCAACACCAUCUUCUAUGGAGUUCAAAAGCUCAUUUAUCUUAUCGAAAAAAAUUCCCUUUGAAAAACUGUCCAAACACUACUUGUAAUAAACCCGUCUUGCAUCUUUUAAUCGCGUUCCUCAACGUGAAAUGAAGUGUUUGGUCGAAAAAAAUGUUGUUCUUGAAAAAAACUGACAUUAAAAGUUAUACUAUUCUUCAUAGAAGCUUUGUUUUUGUCUGUC
This is a messenger RNA of Arabidopsis thaliana (thale cress), 1157 nucleotides long. It is a transcript of the gene UBC13, whose product is annotated as ubiquitin-conjugating enzyme 13. Gene Ontology annotation, molecular function: ubiquitin conjugating enzyme activity; ubiquitin-protein transferase activity. Bases 541 to 915 code for a protein of 124 amino acids. The record is from RefSeq and is marked reviewed. Gene Ontology annotation, biological process: ubiquitin-dependent protein catabolic process; protein ubiquitination. NCBI's taxonomy places the organism in Eukaryota, Viridiplantae, Streptophyta, Magnoliopsida, Brassicales, Brassicaceae. The transcript is spliced from 5 exons.